UUAAGUGCUUGACAUUCAUAUUUAUCAUAGGGAAAAUGAAGUAGAAGAAGUUAAGGAAGAAGGGCCUAAAGAAAUGACUCUUGAUGAAUGGAAAGCUAUUCAGAAUAAGGAUCGUGCAAAAGUCGAAUUCAACAUCCGUAAACCAAAUGAAGGUGCUGAUGGACAAUGGAAAAAAGGUUUUGUUCUGCACAAGUCAAAGAGUGAGGAGACAAAGGGGAUGUCAGAAGUGCAGGGGAGUCAGCUGGAGCCUAAUGAGUCUCAUGCUGAGGACUCUGUAAUGGAUCACCAUUUCCGCAAGCCAGCAAAUGAUAUCACGUCCCAACUGGAGAUCAAUUUUGGGGAUCUUGGUCGUCCUGGGCGUGGUGGUAGAGGUGGAAGAGGCGGUCGUGGACGUGGGGGAAGGGCUAACCGUGGAAGCAGAACUGACAAGCUGGUUAAAGAGUUUGAUGUGAUCCACACACCCAACCAGUCAAGUGCUUCUGCUCCUGAUGUUGAUGAUCCAGAAGCUUUCCCGGCUUUGUCCUAAACUGGAUGCCCUAAGCCAACCCUGCCUCUUGUUGGGCCCUUCUCUACAAGGCUUGCAUGCUUAAGGAUCCUAAAAACAACUUAAGAUAUUAAAACGGGGACUCUCAUUCAUGCCAUUCACACCUGAAGACUGAAUUUUACCUGUUUUGAAAUGAACUUCUCUUGCUACACAGAAGCAACAAUAUGGUAGUCAGUUUUGUAUUUAGAAAUGUAAUGGUAGCAGGGAUGUUUUCAUAAUUUUUUUCAGAAAUUAUGCAUUCUUCAUGGAUACUUUUUUGUAUUGCUGCUUGAAAAUAUGCGUUUCCAAACUUGAAAUAUAGGUGUGAACAGUGUGUACCAGUUAAAGCUUUCACUUCAUUUAUUUUAUUUUUUUUAAAAAAAAUUAGGGUUAGAUGUGCUUUCCCUAAACUACAAACAAUUUUAACUCUUGCACACUAUAUUUCUUUUAAUACUGCUUAGCAGAUGGUUUUCAGUCCACGGUCAGCUGGGAUAUGUAUAAAAAUAAUAUGGAAACUUGUUAGUACUGUGUGGAAUACUAACUUCUGGAGUAUUUUGAGUUUUUAAUACUUAAGUCAAACUUGGAAAGUCCAUUUUCUUCUAUCUUUGGUAGUUUGUGUAUUCAAAAUCUUUAUACAAAAUUGAUAUCAGAUACUUGAAAAAUAAUCAAAGCACAUUGGUUUAUAUUCUCAAUACCUGCUUGUGACUCCAGCAGCUCUGGUUGGAUAAUUGGCCUAAGCCAUUUUUUUUAAAAAAAACAAAACAAUCCAUGUUGCACCUCUCAUUCACCCUUUCUUCAAGAAAACUAGUUGUCUGUUUGGUAAACAUUGUUAAAACAUGUUAAUAUUGUUGCUACCAAAAAUAUUCUGUAGAGUGGAGCAACUUUUUUUCAAGACAUGGGAAGGUUGGGAACACAGUGGUAUCUUAUUUCUUAAUAUAGUUGGUUUAAACUACAGUUGAUACGGUGUGGCAGUGCUAUAAAUCUACAUUAACACGCAUCCCCUUGGGUGCAUUUAAACACUGUUCCACUAGCAUGCAACCCUGAUUCUGAAGAAGAAACCAAAGGGCACUGUAUCCUUCUUGGGAAAAGGAUUAUUUGACUUGUUUAAAUUGGAGAACCAAGACCAUGAAAGUGGGACAGCAGUAGUCUGCGUGGGACAUAAACCAAACCUCACCACCCAAUUGAAAUGUGGAUCUUGCUCUAUUGCUUCAGCUUUUGGCCUUGCCUAGCUGAGAAGUGAAUGUUUUAUUUUUGAUGUGGGGGGGGGGGUGAUUGUAAGCUCUCCUUUCCACUGUAGAGUUUUCUUAAUAUUUUAACUUAAUCCCUGUGAACGAGAAUGUUACCACUUUCAAAACAUGAAAGGACUUGAGCAAAUAAUAAAAAGGACUACUUUGCCUUUCUGUCUA
Messenger RNA from Protobothrops mucrosquamatus (brown spotted pit viper), 1929 nucleotides. Its product is annotated as plasminogen activator inhibitor 1 RNA-binding protein. The coding region runs from base 74 to 526 and encodes 150 amino acids. NCBI's taxonomy places the organism in Eukaryota, Metazoa, Chordata, Lepidosauria, Squamata, Viperidae. Gene Ontology annotation, molecular function: mRNA 3'-UTR binding. Gene Ontology annotation, cellular component: cytoplasm; nucleus. The transcript has 5 exons. The record is from RefSeq and is a predicted model, not a curated record.